Messenger RNA from Mesoplodon densirostris (Blainville's beaked whale), 4808 nucleotides. It is a transcript of the gene HAPLN1, whose product is annotated as hyaluronan and proteoglycan link protein 1. The transcript is spliced from 5 exons. Gene Ontology annotation, molecular function: hyaluronic acid binding. The record is from RefSeq and is a predicted model, not a curated record. NCBI's taxonomy places the organism in Eukaryota, Metazoa, Chordata, Mammalia, Artiodactyla, Ziphiidae. Gene Ontology annotation, biological process: cell adhesion. The coding region runs from base 461 to 1522 and encodes 353 amino acids.
ACCGCUUUGCCUGAACCCCCGAGGAGCGGGUUACUCGGGGAUCGGAGCAGAGGGCAAAGUCAUCUAACAGGCUGCUGUUUCACAAGGUCUGGGCACUGAGCUGCCCCUCCUUUCCUCCCUGAAGUUUGCAUGAAGUGCACGUUAGGCUGUAAUUAGGGGAUCUGGGAGGAGAACUUUCCUGGUGACGCUGCUUUGCUUUUCUUCUGCUCUUGGUGAGAAAGUGCCUCCUUCUUCCCAGGACCAGGACCUCUGCCAUCCAGCGCCACAAAGAGACAUUCUGCGCGGCGCAGGCACACACACACACUCACACAAGCACACACACUUACCCAGAGACAAACUUAAGGUGAGGGGAAAGAGCCCUAGCUUCACUUGAUCUCCAGGCUCCAACUUCAGCAGGACUUGAGAGCAUCUGAACUUCUGGAUUUUAGGACAAGUGAAGAAGAUUCUUUGGGCUACAAAGAUGAAGAGUCUCCUUCUUCUGGUGCUGAUUUCAAUCUGCUGGGCCGAUCAUCAUUCAGACAACUAUACUGUAGAUCAUGACAGAGUUAUUCACAUCCAAGAAAAUGGCCCCCAUCUACUUGUGGAAGCAGAACAAGCCAAGGUGUUCUCACACAGAGGUGGCAAUAUUACACUGCCAUGUAAAUUUUACCGAGACCCUACAGCACUUGGCUCAGGAACCCACAAAAUCCGAAUUAAGUGGACCAAGCUAACUUCAGAUUACCUCAAGGAAGUGGAUGUUUUUGUUUCCAUGGGAUACCACAAGAAAACCUAUGGGGGCUACCAGGGUAGAGUGUUUCUGAAAGGAGGCAGUGAUAAUGAUGCUUCUCUGGUGAUCACAGACCUUACUCUGGAGGAUUAUGGGAGAUACAAGUGUGAGGUGAUUGAAGGAUUAGAAGAUGAUACUGCUGUGGUAGCAUUAGAUUUACAAGGUGUGGUAUUUCCUUAUUUUCCACGACUGGGGCGCUACAAUCUCAAUUUUCACGAGGCACAGCAGGCUUGUCUGGAUCAGGAUGCUGUGAUCGCCUCCUUUGACCAGCUGUACGAUGCCUGGAGGGGUGGGCUGGACUGGUGCAAUGCUGGCUGGCUUAGUGAUGGGUCUGUACAGUAUCCCAUCACAAAACCCAGAGAACCCUGCGGAGGCCAGAACACAGUGCCCGGAGUCAGGAACUACGGGUUUUGGGACAAAGAUAAAAGCAGAUACGAUGUCUUCUGUUUUACAUCCAACUUCAAUGGCCGGUUUUACUACCUGAUCCACCCCACCAAGCUGACCUACGACGAAGCGGUGCAGGCCUGUCUCAAUGAUGGUGCUCAGAUCGCUAAAGUGGGCCAGAUAUUCGCUGCCUGGAAACUUCUGGGAUAUGACCGUUGCGAUGCAGGCUGGAUGGCGGACGGCAGUGUCCGCUACCCCAUCUCUAGGCCAAGAAGGCGCUGCAGUCCUAUUGAGGCUGCAGUGCGCUUCGUGGGUUUCCCAGAUAAAAAGCAUAAGCUGUAUGGUGUCUACUGCUUCAGAGCAUACAACUGAGCGUGCCCCUAGAGCACGUCAGUUUUAAAGUCAUUAAGAACAUGUGAAAGGUUUUUUUUUCAAUAUGAACUCAUGCAAGUUACCAAAACUGUGAUAACCCUUUUUUACUUACUGUAAAGUCAUUUUCAUAAAGACCAAUUCAUUAAUUUGUUUUUGUAAAGCUAUCAUUCAAUAUAUAUUAUAAAUUAAUAUAAUUUUAAGGGAAGCACUACAUAAGGAGGCUUUAGAGCCAAACUGUUUAGGCUACAUCAUCCCAAUGAAGUAUCCUUUCAUGAUCGGGGCAUGCAAUAGCUUAAGGAUUGCUAGGAUUAAAUUAAGGAAAGUAAAGCUACUCAGAGUAGCAGCUGCCACAAGCACAAAUUUUACACAUUUGUACAAUUUUGAAAUGCACUACAAUAAACAGAUUAGAGCAACAGAUUUGAAAUACAGGCUUCUUUACAUAAACUGAGAUUCUGAGAGGCUGCACAAAACUUAGUUUCACAAGGGAACAAUCUACACUUUUCUAAAAUAUUUCAAAGCUCCAAUAGACAGAAUUAUUUUACUCUUUAAAAUCCUGCCUUUUUGACCAAAAAAAAAAAUUCAUAUGGACUCCAAUGUAUAAUAACAAGCACAGUUAAAACCCCUUAAUAAUCCCAUUUAUAUGAAGUAUGAAACUAAAAUAAGCAAGUAAUAUUUAACCAAUGAGACUCCUACCUUCUUCUAAUUAAAAUUACACAUGCCUGAGAAGAAUUGUUUUAUCUUUUGAGUAGCUUUACUGAGUUAUAUUUAAAUUCUAAGGGCCGUUUGCUAAGCAGCAUUUAGCAUCUACUCAGGGCAGUUAUAUAGAUAAACUGCUGGACAGAAAAAUUGUAAAAUUUAGCAGCUUGAUUUUAUGUUAGCCUACGAAAUGUUAUUGUCCUAUAAAAAUAACUUUAAAAUAUUUAAUAUUUCUUUAUUUACAUGACACGACAAAAAUUUAAAUCAUAAAAGGAAUGAAUUACUAUACUUGUCUAACCAAGGAAUAAGAACCCAACUUUAAAAAUUCUUAUUAUUCCUAUUUGUAUAUAUACUAGAAAGCCCAAAUGGUGCCUGUGUUUGGGGGAAAAAGUCAACAAAGUAGUUUUAAACCUUUCUCCAUAUAGAAAAUGUGGUCAGUGAUGUCACUUUUCUUGCUGAUCAUCAUUAGGCUUAAAUGAAAUGCUGAAGCUGUCAUCAAAGAGUUUACACUAAAAUUUUCAGGGCUUUAAACGAAAGGGUAAGAACAGCUUCAGGAAAACUAUUUUCCCUGUUAGCAGCUCCAAUCUUAAAUAAAGCUCAGUUUUCCUAUAUUUUUAUGAUGGUUGAGACCCCACAGGGACCAAUAUUUGUAUUCAAAUUACAUUUCAUGGUUUCCCAUUGUUUCACAAUGAGUUCUAAUAAAUGGGAUUUAGUAUAAUAAUCCAAGUAUGACAUAGCUCGUAUGCUUUCAUGAAUGUUUUUAUGUAGAUUUUCCUCCCAUGAACGUGAGUAAAUAAAUCUGUUUCCUGAAUUGAUUGUGGUUGCAUUCAAAGCUCUGUAAUAAUUCUAAUAAAUUUACUCUAUAAAUGUAGAAUUAUGUGUGUGGAAGGUAUAGAACAAUUGGAAUUCCAUGAAAUCAUAACUAUAUGCAUACAUUAUCUAGGCAGAAUAUUAUAAAUAAAAGUAGAUCAUUUCUUCCACCAAAAGCAUAUCUGGAAGUUUUCAGAUGCUUUCAUAUUAAAAGAUGAGAAUGUAUGCAUGCACAUUUUUACAUUAGGUUGGAUAUGCAAAUUGUACAAAAAAUAUAAAUCCAAAGACAUUGUGAGGUUUAACUCAAACACUGCUAAUACAAAUAGAACUCAAACUUCUAAACUAAAAAUACCUGAAUGGUCUAGGAUAAGAUGAAUAUAUUAUUCAAAGAGGGACUAUCUCCAAAAUAGUGAUUCUAGUACCUCAAAUAUGGGGGUUAGCUCAUUGGAGGAAACCCAUACUUGAGUGAUUAUUACCCACAUUACAAGAAUCUUAUUGGAAUUGCGAGUGGACACAAAUUUCUAUUGAAGCAGAUAUAUAAUUUUCAGUUAUUGCUGCAGAACUCUACCUUUAUAAUAUUAAGCAUAGUAGCAUUUCUUAACUUUUGAAUACUUACUAGUACAGGAAUUGGUGCUGAUCAAAAUCUCUGGAGUGACUGUUAGCUGAUUAAAAUCUAUACUGACUGCACACCAUUUUUCCAUGCUUGUAAAAAAAAAAAAAAUAUAUAUAUAUAUAUAUAUAUAUAUGUCUUAAAAGAAUGAAUACUGCUGGGCAGAAUUUUUAUCUUCUUCUGACUUCCCCCAAAGGAUCAGAGUUCCCAUACCUUUUUGGACUCCUCCUUGAAUAAGAGUUUCUUUUUAAUGUUCUUAUUUUGCCAUUUUCCACCAAAUGUCUAUUGUCCUACUUAAUUCCUCAAGGUAUCUCACUGAGAAUGUCAGAAAAAGAAAGGUUAUCCUAACACAAUUCCUAACAGAAUGUCGGUACAACACUGGUUAAUUCAGAAAAUUGCUCCUCAGACUUGGGUACCAAGAGUAUCAGAGGGAUGAGAUGGGAGUCUGGGUUAGGAAAUCUUCUGAUCAUUUUGUCCAUAAUUAACACUUGGCCCAUUUAAGGAACAAAGUAUAUCUGCACAUUUCACUGACUCACCUACAUGGGAAAACCUAAACAAAAAGAAACGAUUCGUAUAAAAGACAGUAUAAGAAGAAAAACAAGUUAGUCAUGUUAACACUGGAAGCCAUCUUUUAAUGACUGCUGCCAUAUUUUAUCACAGUAAGUUCUAGUCAAAUAUGGUAUUUGUAAAUUUAAACUUUCUCUCAUAGAAAGGGGGCCGGUACCUGUUAAAGUUUUAUUUUAUGCAGUAAUAUAGUCACUUAUUAUUUUGGCAAUUAGAAGUAGUCUCAAAGGAGACUCCAAUUUGGUUGCUGGCAGCCAUACUGGGUUUCUUGAUUUCAAUGCUCCAAAGAACAUGGUGGUCUCAAGGAGUAGCUGACCACUAAAGAGGGAAGGAUGAAAAGGGAAUUACCCAUCCAUUCUCUGCACAGAAUGCAUCAAGAAUGAUCGAUGGAUAACUGACACAGUUGUGUUGAGAAGUUAACUGUAUCAUAGCUCACUACUGCCAGCACAGCAAUGAUGUACAACGAGAGAAAUGAAAAAUACAAAAGCCAUUAUGCCACCUGAUUAAAAGGAAGUCAGUAUUUCAAGGCAUUUAAUACCUACCGAGUACAAAUCUGAGAAGAACCAAUCUGUAUUACAAAAAAAAAAAAAAAAUGUUUUCAUUUUC